CUGUCAGGAAUCUCCGAUAUUUUUGAACAGUUCAUAGAACCUCUUGCAGGCAUCUUGAAAAAGCUUACAGAUGCAGUUGUAAGCAACAGCAUGGCCCUUAAUAGUAAUAUUUUGGACCUUCUUCCUGAUGAAGGAUUAGGUUUGAAAAAAUCCUUUACAACGCUGUACAACAGUCUCGUUGAUUUAUCCUAUGCUGCAGUCAAUUUCUUUCAAAUUCUUGGAGGUGAAAAAGAAAGAGAUAAUUUCUUUCAAAACUUGAAAGAUGCAACUAGCGGAUUGGAAGAAGUCCUUAAAAAUUUGGGAGGCGAUUUAGAUAUAGGAGGCAAUAUAGGUAAAGGAUUGAAAGACUUCACUGAUGGAGGAGGCAAUGUAGUUAAUGGGCUGAAAGACUUUGGUGAUUCAGGAGGCAAGUUAGCUAAAGGGCUCAGAAAUUUAGGUGAUGGCGGAAUACGUGUAGCUAAAGGGUUACAAGACGUGAAUGAUGGAAGUGGUUUAUUUAAAAAAAUAAAAGACUUCGGUGGUGGAGGAAUCAAAGCACUUAAAGGAUUAAAAGAUUUAAAAAAUUCAGGAGACAGUGCAUCUAAAGGGCUUAAAGACUUGCAGGAUGGUGGAGGCAAUGUAGUUAAAGGGUUGAAAGAUCUAGGUGGUUUUUAAUUAAAAGAAGACUACGAACGAAAAUGGUGCAGGAAUGGUCCCGAUUCUUUUGUUUAUUAAUUAGAACUUUUUUUGUACAAAGUGAUGUUUGCAAUUAAAUUUAUGUCACUUCAAUACUGAACUACGGCAUCAAUAAAAAGCAUUUAAGAAAUUGGCAAAA
This is a messenger RNA of Argiope bruennichi, 814 nucleotides long. RefSeq lists its product as uncharacterized. The coding region runs from base 91 to 654 and encodes 187 amino acids. NCBI's taxonomy places the organism in Eukaryota, Metazoa, Arthropoda, Arachnida, Araneae, Araneidae. The transcript is spliced from 21 exons. The record is from RefSeq and is a predicted model, not a curated record.